AUGGCGACGGCAACAUCAAUACCAGCACGGCCACCCUCCCCCUCGCCCUCCCAAGUCCCUCUACCCGCUUCUCCAACAUACUCCUACGCAUCCACCGCCAACCCUCUAUCAUCGUAUAACCUGCCACUGCCCCCUCCGCCGCGGCCCGUCCACGCCGUCCUUACGAAGUCCGACCUCGAGCAGUCGCAGCAAGCGUACUCCGACCUGCUCGCCACAGCCAAGUCGUACCGAAUCGCCUUAUCCGCGUUAUCCAACGCGGCCUCCGCCUUCGGGUCCGCACUCGAGUCCUGCGCUCGGCUGAAAGAAUCGCGGGCGGACGCCCUCGGGCCACCAGGCGGCGCCAGCCUGACGAACAGCUUCACGACGAAGAACACGUGCACAGCAGACCUACUCCUCGGCGCCAGCGGCGUGCACCACCUCGUCGCGAACCACCAGCAGAUCCUCUCCGAAACCGUAUACCGGUCCUUCGAAGUGCCCCUCCUACACGAGCUAGACCGGUGGCGGCGCGCGAUCGAGGACGAGGACGAGACGUACAAGCGCGAAGCGGCGGCGCGUUCGCGCGAGAUCCGCCGGCUCGAGAAGGAGGGGCUGAAGCUGCAUAGGCAGAGCCGACGCCGCGACGUGGCCAAGUUCCGCGAGCACCUCGUCGCGCUAACGUCAAAACUCGACGGCCUGACCGCGCUGCACGCCGACCACGCGCGCACCCUCCUGCGCGACUCCCAGGAGACCAGCGCCCGCAUCCUCGACGCGAGCUGCUCGCUCGUGCGCGCCGAGGUCGACAUCUUCGAGGGGCUCGCGAGGAAGGGCUGGACCGGCGGCGGCCUGGACGAUCUGCUGGAAAAGGGGCAGGACUUGUUCGCGAGCGACGAUGAUCUGCCGGGCGCAGUGGCGGCGACGACGGGAGGCGUGGUGAUAGGGUCUGGUGUCGGGGCGGGCGGCGCGGGGGACGGCGGCGGCGCGAAGCUGUUUAGUAUACUGCCUCCGAAGAGCAUCCUAGCCAACGACGCGUCGUCGGACUCGCUCACGGCGCGAGGGGGCGGCGAGAGCCACGGACGCGCCGACAGCUUGCUUGUUGACUCGGACGACGUGCAGUACCAGAGCCUGACGGGGGCCGUAGACCAGAAAGACCGGGGCCGGGAAGCGGAUUCGCAGAGCUUGUUCUCCGAGUCGAACUUGAGCCAGAAACAGCGGGGCGUAAGGCCGUUUAGUCCGCAGCCCAUAAGGCGGCGCGGCACGGACGUCGUGAUGGAUCCCGAGUCGUUGCUCGUCGGUGGCGAGGAUGAGCUUAGGACUGACGACGACGACGACGACGACGAUGAUGAGCGUGAUGCGGCGACGGUUAGGGGCACGUCGGCGCAGAGGACUGGGUUAGGCGGGUUGAGGAUAGGGGCGGAUGAGAAUGGGAUCGGGGAGGCGGAGUCGCCGUGGAAGGAUGAGGGGUUGCGGAGGAAGGAUGAGAGUGAGAGUGCUACGAGUAGUAGUAGCAACGAUGGGAACGAGUUACCACCGCCGUCGAAGGGUAAAGAUGAGGUGGAUGAUAGAUAG
Molecule: messenger RNA, 1545 nt
Organism: Annulohypoxylon truncatum
Lineage: Eukaryota; Fungi; Ascomycota; Sordariomycetes; Xylariales; Hypoxylaceae
Exons: 1
Coding region: 1-1545 (514 amino acids)
Biological process (GO): vacuole fusion, non-autophagic
Cellular component (GO): fungal-type vacuole membrane
Molecular function (GO): phospholipid binding
Source: RefSeq, a predicted model, not a curated record